This is a messenger RNA of Rhopalosiphum padi (bird cherry-oat aphid), 2763 nucleotides long. RefSeq lists its product as uncharacterized. The coding region runs from base 1 to 2754 and encodes 917 amino acids. NCBI's taxonomy places the organism in Eukaryota, Metazoa, Arthropoda, Insecta, Hemiptera, Aphididae. The record is from RefSeq and is a predicted model, not a curated record. The transcript has 4 exons. Gene Ontology annotation, molecular function: protein dimerization activity.
AUGAAUAUUGAUGAAACAAAAAAACGUAAAGGAGGCGCGGAAAAACAACGGGAUAAGAAGGCGAAAUUAUUAAACAAAGAAGCAAAAAGAUGUGGCAACUUAAGAGACAUGUUUAUUAAAAAAAUAAAUCAUAAUAUGGCAAUGAACGAAAACGUUCUGAACGAAUCAGUUACCCUCAAAAAUCCAACUUUAUCAAUGAUGAACCCAAAUACAAGUACAAAUGAGUUAGAAUGUGAGCAGACUUCAAUACAACUUAUAUGUAGUACUGAAACAAAACUAGACGAUAAUGAAGGAAGUAUUGUGGAUUUCCCUAAUAUAGACGAUCCAGAAAAAAUUAACCCAAAUAUAAGUACAAAUAAGUUAGAAUGUGAGCAAACUUCAAUAAAACUUAUAUGUAGUACUGAAACAAAACAAGACAAUAAUCAAGAAACUAUUGUGGAUUUCGAAAAUGCAACAAACAUUAUUGACAAAUUCAAAAAACCAGAGAAGUAUGAAGUUGAUGCAUUUUUUAAAUUUCAUCCAUACCAACCUACUAUUAAUAUUCCAUUUAAUCCACAAAAAGCAUAUAAACGUACAGACGGGAUACAUCGAAAAUGGUUGACUUUUUCUGAAGCUGAGAGUAAAUUAUUCUGUUCAGUAUGCAUUGCAUUUUGUGCGUCAACAGAUAGCAACCCAUUUACUUUGGGCAUGAACAGUUGGAAACAUGUUUAUCAACGUAUCGCGGAACACGAGGAUACAUUUUGCCAUGUUAAAUCAGUGGAUGCUUUUCUUUAUCAUGAGCAUAGAGCAAAUAUUCCACACAUGUUGUUUUCAUCAGCCAGGGAAAUUCGACGUAAAGAAGUUAUGGAACGACACCGAGUACUAGAAAGAAUAAUUGAAACUAUUAAGUGUAUCGGAAAAAAUUGUAUGAGUUACAGAUCUCAUACAAAUGAAUCUUCAUAUACUUUAGAAAAUAAUAAUGUGAGUCAUGGCAACUUUUUAGAAAUAUUAUGUUUAAUAUCAAAAUUUGACGAUGUUUUAAGGCAUCAUUUAGAAAACGUAAUUAAUAAAAGCAAAAACAGACUUGAAUCAAAUUCUAGUAUAACUAAAGGCAGAGGAAAUCUUAUCACCUUCAUUUCAAAAACUACAGUUACAUAUAUCAUACAAAUACUUAAAUCAUUAAUACAAGAAAAAAUUGUAGCAAACAUAAAAGAAGCAGGAAUAUACUCCAUUCAAAUUGACAGCACUCAAGAUGUAUCAGUUAAAGAUCAGCUAUCAAUAAUUAUACGCUACGUAACAGAUCGAGUUGAAGAGCAUCUAUUAUCAAUGGUGGAAAGUCAUUCAGGCGAGGGACGCAAUUUAUUUGAAUUAACUGAAAAAACGUUAUUAUUACAUGAUCUUGACAUAGCUAAUUGCAUUUCAGAUAGCACAGAUGGUGCAUCAAACAUGCAAGGUCAGUAUGCAGGAUUCACUACAUGGCUUGAAAAUAAAUCUCCAGGACAUAUCCAUACAUGGUGUUACGCACACGUGCUGAAUUUAGUUAUGAAAGAUACUAGUGAGACUAAUGUGCCCUCCAUUAGUUUAUUUGGUCUGAUAAAUAAAUGUGCUGUAUUUUUUCGUGAAUCAUAUCGUAGAAUGGACACCUGGGUUAAUCAAUUAGAAAAAUGUCAUUCAAAACAAAAUUCAUUAAAACGUUUGAUCAAAGCAAAUUCAACACGAUGGUGGUCAAAGACCAAUAUUUAUUUAAAAAUAUUGCAAACAACCAAUCCUUUGUCCAACUAUUUACAAACGUCUGGACUAGAUUUUAUGCAAGCUCAUCGUUUAGUACGGUCGUCGAUUGAUACAUUAAAAAAACAAUCCAGAUGUUUUGAAGAUAUAUAUGAAACUGCUAAAACUUUCGCAGUCAUUCAAAACAGAAAGUUAGAAGAAAUGGAUUCUGAAGUUGAGGUAGAAACAUCAUUUUCGCUCACUAGAUAUCGUGGUAAAAAAGAUAAAUAUAAAACUAAAACUACUGAUGAAUUACCAACUGACGCAGCCCAACGAUAUAAAAUAAGUGGUUUUAAUUGCAUAAUGGAUUCUAUUAUUUCAAGCUUACAGGAACGAUUUACUAAGCACAAGGACUUGUACACCGACAUGUCAUUGUUUGACCCUCGAAAUUUUCCAAUGAAACCUGAAAGUAUUUCAGGAAAAAAUAUUUUUAAAAAAAUAACUCAGCUUAUAUGUCAGCAUUUGAGUGAAAAUGAAAAGUCAGAGUUCGGUGAUGAUGAAUCUCGUAUGACAGAACGUAUUGAAGUUUUAUUACGAGAUGAGUUAAUAGAUUUUUCACAAAAAUGGCCCAAUAUUAAGAAAACUAUUCAAGAUGAAUAUGAACACGAAAACCUCGAUAAUCCAGACAGUGGUGAUGAAAAUGAUGAAUCGGAGUCUGUAGUGAACGACGUAUGCACUAUAAUUAAAAAGGAGUCUUGCAGAAAUUGUUUGAGAUGUUGUUUUACUUUAUUACAUAAGUAUAAUAUGUAUAGUAAAGCAUAUGUUAUGCUAUAUAAAGCUUAUAAAAUAUUAUUAACUUUAUCCAUUACGCAAGUAGCUUGUGAACGAUCCUUCUCAAAAUUAAAGCAGGUGAAAACCGUUUAUAGGAACAGUAUGACACAGGACAACCUAGAAGCUUUUGUUUUAAUGGCUACAGAAAAAAGUAUUUUAAGUGAUAUACCAUACCAAAUUGUUAUAGACCGUUUAGCCCAAAAAAGCAAAACACUCCAUAAAUUAUUAAUUCCUUGAGCUAAUAAA